Messenger RNA from Trematomus bernacchii (emerald rockcod), 1396 nucleotides. It is a transcript of the gene dub, whose product is annotated as duboraya. The record is from RefSeq and is a predicted model, not a curated record. Bases 87 to 971 code for a protein of 294 amino acids. Lineage: Eukaryota; Metazoa; Chordata; Actinopteri; Perciformes; Nototheniidae. The transcript has 7 exons.
CACGCACACACACACACACACACACACACACACACACACACACACACACACACACACACACACCCUCUCGGAGGCUCGUCGUGCAGAUGGAGGAGGAGGCGGCUCCCCGGCGCUCGGUCUCUGAACUCGCUGGAAGAUUUAAAAACUCGACGGCUGCUCACGAUGCUGCCGGGACAGAAACGGAGAAGCCGGUCAGACGGAGACCUCCUCGCUCUCUGAACAUCAAGCCCCCCGGAGACCAACAGCCUCUAGGUGUCACCUCUCCUCUACCUGCCAAAGCCAAGAGGAACUCGGCUCUGAUCGAGAAGCUGCAGAUGAACCUCUCUCUCGCCCCCUCCACAAUGAUUCCCUCCCCAAAGAGUCCCGGCUUCAGGAUGUUGCCCCCCUUUUCCCCCCCUCCCUCUCCAGGCCCCGCCCCUCCCUCUCCUGGCAACGCCCCUCCCGCCCCUGUUGCCACAGUAACCCCCACCAGCCCCAUCGCCUCCUCCCCAUUGGCUGAGGAGGAAGGCCCUGCCUCCUUUGAAGCCCCUCCCACUGCGGGGGACGGAGCCAUCCUGUCCAACAGUAACAUCAAGAGUCGAGCUCGUCACUCCAUCCGGCGACGCCCCCCGUCUCGCCGUCAUCGGACCUCCAGCACCGAGGAGGGGGUCAACACCGAGGGGGAGGAAAAAACACCUGGAGGGGGAGAAAAAGAGGAAGGAGGGGGAGGGGAAGAUGUGUUCAGGAAAGACGGAGAAACUGACGCUGCAACAUCACCUGAGAAACACGAAACCAACGAAGAAGAAGAAGAGGAGUCGAAGGUCAGUGUAGAGUCCAGAGAGGAAGAGAAGAAGAAGAAGGAGGAAGAGGAGGAAGAGGAGGGAGACUCCUCUUCAUCAGGGAGGACGGGGGAGGAAGACAAACAGGAAGCAGCGACAAACACCGAGAGCACAGAAGAAGAAAAAAAGGAGACGUCCAGUUCGUCCCGGUGAGGAUCCAGAAGCUCUGCCCCUGGGGGGCGGGGAGGGAAACCCUGCAGUGGCGUUAUAGGCCACGCCUCUCUGAGCGUGAAGCAGUGAAACUCUUAUGUGUGUACGAGGAAACGCUGGUGCAUUCUGGGAGUUUAACGGCUGCUUCAGAAACUCCUGGAUCUGUUUUUACUAACCGUCUGUUUUAUAUCACUGUGAUGCUUCCUCAUGAUGUUCGUAGUCUCUGUUCGUUAGUUUUGAGUUGUGCAACCAAAUGUUAAAGUUUCAUGAUAUUGAAAUAACCCGAAGCCUCAUUCCAAACAUUCAUAAAAACUACUUUUAAAUAACCUUUUUAGUAAGAAGCAGGAAGCAGCUCUAAGAUCUGUGUUUCCAUCGUCACAUUGUUCCUUUGAGUUUGAAACUGGAAUUAAAAAUGCAUAUUUUCUCUA